AUGGACGACCAGGAGGUCCAAAAGCAAAUCAACCAGAUGGUUGAAUUCAUCAAGCAAGAAGCCGAGGAAAAAGCGAACGAAAUCCGAGUCGCCGCCGAGGAGGAGUUCAACAUCGAAAAACUCCAAAUGGUGGAACUCGAGAAGCAAAAAAUCAAGCGAGAGUACGAGAGGAAAGAAUCUUUGGUCUCGGUGAAGAAGAAAAUCGAACGGUCGACGACUGGGAACGUGGCGAGGAUUAAAGUGCUCGUGGCGAGAGAUCAGAUGAUGGAGGAGUUGUUGAACGCGUCGAGAGCGAAACUCGGGGAGGUUUCGAAAUCGCCGCAAUAUAAACAACUUCUGGCGGGGUUAAUCGCGCAAGGCGCGAAGAAAUUACAAGACUUCCAGUGCAUCGUAAGAUGUCGGAAACAAGACGAGAGCGUGUGUAAAGAAGCCAUCGCGUUAGCCGCGGGGAGAGUGAGCGGGUUACACCCGACGUUGGAUUUGCGAGAGAGUUUACCGCCUUCGCCGGAGAUAUCGAAGGAUGGGAAGAGUUGCGUCGGGGGGGUUUUGGUGAUUUCCAGCAACGGGAAGACGACGUGCGAUAACACGCUCGACGCGAGGGUGAAGAACACGUUCGAGGCGUUGAUGCCGGAGAUUCGGACGGAGAUUUUCGGCGCAGACGGGGCGAAGAUUAUGUAA
This is a messenger RNA of Bathycoccus prasinos, 678 nucleotides long. RefSeq lists its product with no specific name. Gene Ontology annotation, biological process: proton transmembrane transport. Gene Ontology annotation, molecular function: proton-transporting ATPase activity, rotational mechanism. The record is from RefSeq and is a predicted model, not a curated record. The coding region runs from base 1 to 678 and encodes 225 amino acids. NCBI's taxonomy places the organism in Eukaryota, Viridiplantae, Chlorophyta, Mamiellophyceae, Mamiellales, Bathycoccaceae. Gene Ontology annotation, cellular component: proton-transporting two-sector ATPase complex, catalytic domain. The transcript has a single exon.